Pisolithus orientalis is the source of this 327-nucleotide messenger RNA. RefSeq lists its product as uncharacterized. The record is from RefSeq and is a predicted model, not a curated record. The annotation marks the transcript as partial. NCBI's taxonomy places the organism in Eukaryota, Fungi, Basidiomycota, Agaricomycetes, Boletales, Pisolithaceae. The transcript has a single exon.
UAUGUGCUUGCUCAAGAACUUCCUUUGCUCUUUCAGGAAGUGAACAUAGUCUACUGGGCUAAAUCCCUCCUGCAGAUGACUUAUGAGUACAUCAAUCAUGCUAUUUGUGAUGCAGUGGAUCUAUCCAGACCUGCCUGGAUUGCUAACAUUCCUCACUUGUGUUUUGUGGAAGCUGGACUUGCACUCAUUUAUUUGACUACAUCAAAGGGGCUGUCCACUAGUGCCAGCUCUGUGGUCACAGCAUAUCUUCUUGAAGAGAAGACUGAAUGUAGAGAUAGCAAGUUCAUGAAGUUCAUCCACAAUGUUCAAUAUUCUUCACUCCUUGAA